Hibiscus syriacus is the source of this 387-nucleotide messenger RNA. Its product is annotated as egg cell-secreted protein 1.4-like. The record is from RefSeq and is a predicted model, not a curated record. The coding region runs from base 1 to 387 and encodes 128 amino acids. Gene Ontology annotation, biological process: double fertilization forming a zygote and endosperm. The transcript has a single exon. NCBI's taxonomy places the organism in Eukaryota, Viridiplantae, Streptophyta, Magnoliopsida, Malvales, Malvaceae.
AUGGCUCUCAAAACUGUGUUUCUGGUUGUGGUCCUCGUGUGUUUCUUAUCUAACGCAACUGCAGCAAGGGGACAAUCCAGGUCCGAGUACAGCAGGCCAGGCCAUAACAUUGCAUCCAGGCUCCAGGCUAGUGGAGGCCUUGCCGAGUGCUGGACUGCACUCAAUGAGCUGAAAUCAUGCACCAGUGAGAUUGUUCUCUACUUGGUUAAUGGACAAACCGAUAUAGGACCCGAAUGUUGCCGUGCUGUCGAGAUUAUUACUCGAAACUGCUGGCCUUCCAUGCUUACUUCCCUUGGUUUCACUCCUGAGGAAGGCAACGUUCUUAGAGGCUACUGUGAUGCAUCUUCUGCUCCUGCUGCUGACCCUCCACAUGCUACUGUUCACUAG